This is a messenger RNA of Papilio polytes (common Mormon), 4856 nucleotides long. RefSeq names its product phosphatase and actin regulator 4B. Gene Ontology annotation, molecular function: actin binding. NCBI's taxonomy places the organism in Eukaryota, Metazoa, Arthropoda, Insecta, Lepidoptera, Papilionidae. Gene Ontology annotation, biological process: actin cytoskeleton organization. The coding region runs from base 178 to 1833 and encodes 551 amino acids. The record is from RefSeq and is a predicted model, not a curated record. The transcript is spliced from 13 exons.
ACAGUCGGUUGUCGAAGGUGUAAACAUGUAUUAGUAAUCGUAGUUAUAAAAAGUUAUCAAAGUGCUUUUCUUACUUUUAUAUGUUUAUAAGAUAGAUUAGAAAAUUAGCUUUAUAACUUAACCAAUAGAACCUCAAAAACAAUGGAAUAGUUGUUGAGAGUUGCAAGAAACCUUUCAAUGGCUAGUGACAACGAUAAAAGUUCGGGUAAUCAGAAUUCUGAUGGUUCCUUGAAGAGCAAUAAGAAAUUAGACAGUAGCGGAAAUAUAGGUCAAACGGAGGACAAAGCAAUUCAGGGUGUGCAGGCAGUUGGAAAAGGAGGGCGACAUUUAUCAUUACCAAUUGAACCUUCAGCUACAAACGGUGAUCUGUCCAAAAAACAAAAUGGUACAGCGGUGCGCACGAACAGCUUGGGGUCAGGCGCGCGCACGCCGCCCGCGGAGAGAACCAAAUCAAAAUUCUCCGCAUUCGGUAGACUAUUUAAACCAUGGAAGUGGAAACGGAAAAAGAAAUCAGAAAAAUUCGAAGCAGCUUCUAGAACGUUAGAAAGGAAGAUAUCCGUCCGAGCAAAUAGAGAUGAAUUAGUGCAAAAGGGAAUUCUCUUACCGGAGAGUCCAGUGACUCCUGUCCCUGAAGGCAAUGAGGACGCGCCUACCGAGUACAACGAGGAGACGCGGAGUGAGCCUGGCGGUGGUGGCGGGGGCGGGGGAGGGGGCAUAGCGAGCAUGCACGCGGCGUUACAGGCACAGCUAGCCUCGCAGCUCGCUCAGCAGGCCCAGCAGGCGCAGCACGCCGCGCUAGCGGCCGCCGUCGCCGCUGCCGCCGCCGCGCACCAUCACCACCAGAACAACAAUGUCAUAGAACCAAAGAAAGACAAAUUGGAAAAUGGUGGCGAGCUGGUGAGGCCCGAGCGGCCCAACUCCUUGACGGCGGGCAAGCUGCCGAGACGAAUAUGUUAUCAAGGAGAUAUGAGCGGUUAUGGGGGUGGGGGUGGGGUUGGUGGCGUGGGCAUGGAGGGGGACAACUCGCAGCUGAUGCUGUCCGACCUACCAGAGCCGCCUAUCGCGGUGUCGGAGAUCGGGCCCAUCCCGCCGCCGCCCAUGUUUAGCUCGCCCAGCCCCACGCGCCACCAUCAUCACCACCAGCAUCAACACGCGCUCGCGCACCAUCCUCUCUCUGACUACCAUGCGCUGCCUAGCAGACGGCCGCCGCCCAAACCGAGGAUCCGCAUAUGCACGCGGCCGGUGCGCGUGGGCAACGCGGCGGAGAACAAGGAGAACGCGCGGCCGUGGGAGGGCGAGUACCGCGACGACUACUCGAGCGAGUCUGAGCGCGUGGCCGCCAAGCUGGCGCGCAAGGAGAGCCUUAACAUCAAGCUGGCGCUGCGCCCCGACAGACAGGAACUCAUUAACAGGAAUAUUCUGGUAGUGCAGAGCGAGCACGAGCGGCAGGAGUCGUGGGAAGCCAUCGGGGCCAGGCUCAUACGGCGGCUGUCGAUGCGGCCCACCGCUGAGGAACUUGUCGAGCGGAAUAUACUCAAAAGUCAAUCUCCCGCGGAGGAAAAGAAGCAGAAGGAGGAGAAGAAGCGCUACCUAUUGCGCAAGCUCAGCUUCCGACCCACCGUCGAUGAGCUCAAGGAGAAGAAAAUUAUCAGGUUCAGUGACUACAUUGAGGUCACGCAGGCGCACGACUACGACCGUCGCGCCGACAAGCCGUGGACGCGGUUGACUCCGCGCGACAAGGCCGCCAUCCGCCGCGAGCUCAACGAGUUCAAGAGCUCCGAGAUGGCGGUGCACGAGGACAGCAAGCACCUCACCAGAUUCCAUAGACCAUGACGGCUGUGCCUUAAACUCGGACUGGACCGCGGCGACACGCCUCGUGGCUGAGCGAGACGACAGCUGCCACUGCUCGCCGCCGCCACUCGCCACGUGCUGCCGCUGGUUGCCACGGUUGCCACGGUUGCCUCGGCCGCCACGGUUGCCACCGUCGCGACUCGCCGCGCCCUCUUCGCCGCGGUCGCGGUCGCUCCUGUGAUUUUAUCGUAUUCAUAUUGACUUCUUCCGAUAUCCGGAAGAUUCGUUUGCAAUAACUUACCACAGCGCAUCGGUAAAGUGUUGAAUAUUCUAAACUUAGGUUAUAUCGCCGUUUCGAAGUUACAUUGUUUUUGUAAGCGUGUACCGCGAGUGCAAUUUUGUUUUAAUUUACCUUUUUUAUUAUAUUGUAGUUUAAUCGAGUACAAUUUAUUACGAUUACAUUAAAGUUUGUUAUAAGUUGGCGUAUCCUAAGCGUACCUAUACAUUCUUUGAAUUGACCUUCGCGUAAGGUUAGUGAUAAUGGUUAUUGUGGUCGAGAUGUGAGUUUUAAAAGCUCCUGAGAUAUCGAGUGAUUAAUUGAAAGUGCGAAACGUUAUCCAACGUAGGAUAUUACGUAGAUUUGUGAUUUUUUCUUAUAUUGCUAGCUUUAGUAGUCGAUAGCUAGAGUUGAAUGUGUGUUUUGUUCCACAUUAUUGAGGUUGCAAAUCGAUUAUUACAUGCCUUAUCAUAUUUCCAGUUCGAAAGAAACAAUUAUUUAUCAAGUACAUGAGUUAUGUAUUAGCUAAGAAUUUAAAUUAACGAUAAUUUGUUUGCAUAGUAACGCUUUUGGAGAUACUACCACAGAUUUUCACUAAUCGUUUCUAGGUUAUUAUUGGAUUGUAGUGCUCGUUCAGCGGACAACUAAAUAAUGUUAUAUUCAUCAUAUUAAGCUUUUGACUAAAAUUUUUCUUCCAAGAAAUGUAGUUCAUUGAUAAAUAAGUGUUAUAUUUGAGAAAUAAAAUAAUAGCUUAUAGAUAUACUUAUAAUAAUGGUUACAGACGCGAAAAAUUACUAUAUGUAAAGCUAAAAAAGCAAAAAUCAUUCACAUACACCUUAUGUGAGCUUGCAGAUAUUGGUCUCAGAUAUUAUGAUGUAAUUUUUAUUUUUUUUUAAAUUAGCCCAUCUAUAAAAUAAUGGUCAUUGAAACAUUGUAGAUGGCUGCUCAUGUCUAUUUUUCAUUGCUUUUACUAUAAUUGCAUUUUCUUUUGAAUUCCACGACCUCAAAUAUAGCACUUAUUGUAAUAAUUCAUGUACCAAUAUAGAAUACGAGCUUUUUAUAAAAAUUGUUAUUGUGUUACCUCAAAUACGUAUGUGUCUGUUUGCAUCAUUUGAUAUAGAUAAUAUAUUUUUAUAAGCGGACAAAAUCACAAUACUAUUUAUUAAUGGAUCUUGUUAAUUAUCCAUUGUUUCUAGAACAGGAAAGGACAAUGUGCUGAAAGCAUGUGCAAAAGAGAAAAUCUACACAUAAGUACAGAAAGACGAUGUCAAAACAGUAUUUGUAUUAAUUUGUAAUUGUAAAAUCAUUUAAAUCUCCAGCUUACAAAUUCUUUUAUUUAAAAGUAUAAUGGACUCACUAAACAUCAUUUUCAAAAAUAUUUUUUUUAAAGUUUUUGUGUCUUAAUUGACAAGGAAACUUCGUGAAAAACUAAUUGAGCUAAGAACUCGUUAUCUACAAACCUAGCAAUAAUACUAAAGUUCUAGUUAAGUGAUGAAAGUUACUAGUAAAGAAUAAUCAAGUUCUAUAUAAUUUCAGCCGCCUUAAAAUCCAGUAUGGACAUCUUUCUCAAUAAACUAUAAAUGUUAUCGUUUUUAAGAUAUAGUUAGAUGUUCUAAUUACUGCAACAUAUUAAAAUAUUGAGUGUUUGAAAGCUGGAGAUUCAAUUGAUGUGGGGUAAAUUAGGGCGGGGCUUGUCGGGAGCUCGGCGGGAACAACUUGUUAAUCCUCUUGUCGAUCUAGCUUAGGACUAGUUAAGUAAUUCAAGUUGAACGAACUUUCGCGUUAAAGAAUAAUUAAUGAUUAAACUUGUGUAAAAUGUAGCGGUUUAAUAUUACGCCUAUGAGAUUAAUUUCAGUAGACGUUACGUUGUAUCGCAAGACGCGGUCGUCACACUAAUGUAACUUUUAGAGCAAUAAUCUGAAGUAAAUUUUCAUAAUGAUAACGUGGGAUGUUUGAAGUUUGCGAAUGUAGAUUGUGUCGAGUGAAUGAUUGUUUAUAUUUUUCAACCAAUAAUUGUUUGCGAUGAGGUGCCAUUUUAUCGUGUAUCUUUUAAUAUGUUUUUUUUUUAAUCGUGAAUACCAGUUGUUUAGGUACACGUGUAGGUACCGUGAGCAGUUCGCGACGCGGCUCGCAGACGAAUCGAAGUCAAGUGAUGUUAUACCUGAUGGUUAUUCUUGAGACCAUUCCAUUAUAGAAUAAAGUGGAAGCCAAAAUAACGACUUAUUUUUCUAAAUGAUUUUGUUAGAUUUGCAAUGUAAAUGUAAAAGAUAGGUAAAGUAGAGUUUUAUUGAUAUAAGACGAUCAGAUUUCCAAAGAUCUAAGGCUCAACUAAAUUCCUUUAGCUCGCUCACUUCGAUCACUUUCGGCUUGUUUUAGAAUUGCGGUUUAUUCUCGGACUACGUUAGGUUUUGCGAAGAAUCUACUUUGGGACAACAUUUGAUGCAUCACUCGGUUAUGUAUAUAAUUACCAUACAAAUGUGAUAAGACUUCUUUCGUUGUAAUUUUUUAUAUUAUUAAGUAAGUACAUUACAGUUUUCAAAAGUAACAGAUUUUUUGCCGAAUGCUAAAAGGUGCUAUCAAUUAGCAUUGUUACAUUUGCUUGCUAAGUGUUUGUUAAAUUUCUUUAUAGAAUUUUUUGGUAGGUAAUAUUUAUCUAAAUUUGACUUUUGCAUUUUCCAAUGUUGAAGGGACAAAGUAGCUGAUACCUGCUGUGAAAGGCACAUUAUAUUUCUAGUUUCGAAAAAAUAAUAGAAAAUUGUUAUUUGAAGUUUUAGUAAAUAUGUAAAAA